This is a messenger RNA of Torulaspora delbrueckii, 792 nucleotides long. RefSeq names its product Mud1p (gene MUD1). NCBI's taxonomy places the organism in Eukaryota, Fungi, Ascomycota, Saccharomycetes, Saccharomycetales, Saccharomycetaceae. The coding region runs from base 1 to 792 and encodes 263 amino acids. The record is from RefSeq and is a predicted model, not a curated record. The transcript has a single exon. Gene Ontology annotation, molecular function: RNA binding.
AUGCAAUUGAACACACUGUAUUUGAGGAAUCUACCGAGACGUCCACGUAGUAAUACGAAUUUUAUUAGACUACUGUUGAAGCACAUCGAUAACGAUAACAAAUACGUGAAUUCCUCCAUUCCAUUGCCAAGAAAUGAAACGAUAGGUAACGCAAAUUUGCAAUUGCUAGAUACCCAUCUUGGUAUAGUUGAAGUUUCCAGAUCUGUCAAGUUGGAAAACCAAUGUUUUAUCACUUUCAUCGAUGACCAGCAUGCAGCACAGUUCAAGGAGAAGUUUCAGCAGCUGAAGGUCGGUGGUCGUGAUGUGGAUAUUCAGUUUGCAGAAAAGAACUCGUUGCUUGGAUUGGCACUAAUAAAUCAGGAUCUAUUACAGUCAGUGUUGAAGAGACGUAAAAAGUCUGAUUUGUCGGUAGCGAGACAACGUAGAAAGUUGAGGAGACUGAGGAGUAAACUACGAGGCAAGGGUCUUGAUGAAGGAGAAAUUCGUAAAGCCAUCGAAAAGUUCAAGGAUACGACUGUGGAAGUGAAACCAAGAAAGAUCAAAGAUGUUGUUAUUAGUGGGAACCCACCUAACAAGGUGCUACUGGUGCAGAAUUUGCCCCACGCCACAACACAAGAAACUAUUACAGAACUCUUUCACUCGUCAUCGUUGGUUGAAAUUCGUCUUGUUGAUGUACGACACUUGGCAUUCGUCGAAUAUUCUUCCAUCGAAGAUGCUACUGCGAUGAGGAAUAAACUCGGACCUACUUACUCAUGGAAUGGUCAUCUAAUAAAUAUUGAAUUUGCUAAAUAG